This is a messenger RNA of Coregonus clupeaformis (lake whitefish), 4736 nucleotides long. RefSeq names its product zinc finger protein 271-like. The record is from RefSeq and is a predicted model, not a curated record. Gene Ontology annotation, biological process: negative regulation of transcription by RNA polymerase II; regulation of cytokine production; regulation of immune system process. The transcript has 3 exons. Bases 127 to 2760 code for a protein of 877 amino acids. Lineage: Eukaryota; Metazoa; Chordata; Actinopteri; Salmoniformes; Salmonidae.
UCUAUACAGAUCUCUGUUUAUACCAUAGAAUAAUACAUUGAACGAUUCUGCUUGCUCUCACUGGAUCUCAUCACUUGCAGCCAAAUAAUUGCAGAAAAUUAAUUGUUCAGAUCUACCCAGCCUACCAUGUCAGAACCGGGUUCUGGCUGUGGUGUUCCAGCCCAGAGAAGCUCACAGCGGGGUCCAGAGAUGCUGUCAGUGAAGCUGGAGGACUGCAGUCAAACACUCGAACUCAAUGUGAUUGUGAAAGAGGAGGAGGAGGAGAGAGAAAUCAAGGAAGAGGACGAAGAAAACUGUGACUCAGGAGAGAGCUCCAACCCAGGCUCAGACAGCAAGUCCAGUCCCACAGCAUCAGGAAAUCAUAAACAAUGCAGACAGAAGCCCCAACCCUGCUGUAGCGACAGUUUUAUUUGUCCAACUCACCUCAAAUCAAACAAACAGACUCCCAAAAGAAGAAAGAGAUGCCCCUGCUCCCAAUGUGGGAAGAGUUUCAAUCGGACAGGAGACCUAAAGCGUCAUCAGAGAUCACACAGUAAAAAUAAGCCUUACCACUGCGCUCGAUGUGGGGAGGGAUUCACUCAGCUAGGAAGUCUAAAAAGUCAUCAGAGAAUACAUACAGGGGAGAAGCCUUACCACUGCUCCCAGUGUGGGAAGAGCUUUAAUCGUUCAGGAAACCUUACAGAACAUCAAAGAGUACAUACAGGGGAGAAGCCUCACCACUGCACCCAAUGUGGGAAGUGUUUCAGUCGGGCAGGAAUUCUAAAGAGUCAUAAGAGAACUCACACAGGAGAGAAACCUUUCCACUGCUCUGCUUGUGGGAAGAGUUUUACAAGGGAAGUAAGCCUAAAGAAUCAUCAAAGAGUACACACCGGAGAGAAACCUUUCCUCUGCUCCACAUGUGGGAGGGGUUUCAGUGAGAAAGUAAACCUUAAUAGACACGAGAGAGUACAUAGUGAAGAGAAGCCUUACCACUGCACCACAUGUGGGAAGAGCUUUAAUCACUCAGGAAGCCUUAAGGAACACCAGAGAAUACAUACAGGGGAGAAACCUUACCACUGCACUCAGUGUGGAAAGAAUUUUCGUUUUGCUGGAGAUCUAAAGAAUCAUCAGAGAUCACACAGUAAGGAGAAGCCUUACCACUGCUCUCUUUGUGGGAAGAGUUUCAAUCAACCAGGAAACCUAAAGAGUCAUCAGCGAAUACACAUAGAAGUGAAGCCUACUUGUACUCUCAAUGUGAUUGUCAAAGAGGAGGAUGGUGAGAGUGAAAUCAAUAAGGUAAAGAGAGAAGUUGAAGAAAAUAAUGGUGUAGUUGACCCAGGUACAUCAAGACUACCUGGUCGAGGGAGUUACCCCUGCCCUCAAUGUGGGAAGAAUUUUAGUUCCUCAAGUAAUCUAAAGAAUCAUCAAAGAGUACACACAGGAGAGAAACCUUUCCACUGCUCAGCAUGUGGGAAGCGUUUCCGUGAGAAAGCACACCUUAAGAGACAUGAGAUAGUGCAUAGUGGAGAGAAGCCUUACCACUGCUUCCAAUGUGGGAAGAGUUUCCGUGAGGCAGAUACCCUACAGAAACACCAGAGAAUUCACACAGGAAAGAAGCCUCACCACUGCUCUCUUUGUGGGAAGAGCUUUAAUCAUUCAGGAAGUCUUAAGGAACAUCAAAGAAUACAUAGUGGGGAGAAGCCUUACCACUGCACCCAAUGUGGGAAGAGCUUCAAUCAUUCAGGAACCUUUAAGAAACAUCGGCAAAGACACAUUGGAGAGAAACCUACCUGUAAUUUCAAUGUGAUUGUCAAAGAGGAGGAGGGUGACGAUACUCUCAAUGUGAUUGUCAAAGAGGAAGAUGGUGACUGUACUCUUAAUGUGAUUGUCAAAGAGGAGGAGGGUGAGAGGGAAAUCGAUGAGAAGGAAAAGAGAGAAGUUGAGGAAGAGGAGGACAAUAGUGGUGUAGUUGACCCAGGUACAUCAAGACUACCUGGUCGUGGUCGUUACCCCUGCCCUCAAUGUGGGAAGAAUUUUAGUUCCUCAAGUAAUCUAAAGAAUCAUCAAAGAGUACACACAGGAGAGAAACCUUUCCACUGCUCAGCAUGUGGGAAGAGUUUCAGUGAGAAAGCAAACCUUAAGAGACAUGAGAUAGUACAUGAGAAGGAAAAGAGAGAAGUUGAGGAAGAGGGGGAAAAUAAUGGUGUAGUUGACCCAGAUUCAUCAAGACUACCUGGACGUGGGAUUUACCCCUGUCCUCAAUGUGGGAAGAAUUUUAGUUCCCCAAGUAAUCUAAAGAAUCAUCAAAAAGUACACACUGGAGAGAAGCCUUACCACUGCUCCCAAUGUGGGAAGAGUUUCAGUGAGAAAGCAAACCUUAAGAGACACGAGAUAGUGCACAGUGGAGAGAAGCCUUACCACUGCACCCAAUGUGGGAAGAAUUUCCGUGUGGCAGAUACCCUACAGAAACACCAGAGAAUCCACACAGGAGAGAAGCCUAACCACUGCUAUUUUUGUGGGAAGGGCUUUGAUAAUUUAGGAAGCCUUAAGGAACAUCAAAGAAUACACAGUGGAGAGAAGCCUUACCACUGCACCCAAUGUGGGAAGAGCUUCAAUUAUUCAGGAAAUUUUAAGAAACAUCAAAGAAUACAUAUGGGAGAGAAUCCUACUUUUACUCGCAAUGUGAUUGUCAAAGAGGAGGAGGGAGAACAGAUACACAUUAAGGAAGAAGAAGGAGAAGUUGAGGUAGAGGAGAGAGAAGUGAAGGAAGAGGCGACAUAAGCUAACUCCAUAGGAAUGUAAAGGCACGCUGUCCUGUCCUUGCAAUGCUGUGUCAGUACGGGCUUGGGAAGCAACAUUGAGGGCGAUCUCCAUUUUAAAGUAGUCCAUAUCUUCUUCUACUUCUAUGAGUGUAUUGGAAGGUAGCAAAUAAACUGAAGAGGUACACAUCACCACCACCUAUUAUGGUGGAGUGUGUAUAAUCUGAACAGGUUCAAAGCCAUGGUUGGUAAUAUACUGCUACCUGCAGUUAUGGAAUGUUAGCUGAGGAGUAUAAUUCAUUGGGUGACUCCUUCUGCUGAUCUGGAUGGAAUUAUGCGAUCCUUCUUUAACCGAUUGGAAGUCCCACCCAGUUUGACUACUUCAAAAUGGUGAAAGUCCUCAAUGGUGCUGCCCAUGUGAUAUAAAUCUGUAAAGCAUGUAUUUUUAGUGAUCCAAUUGACAUUUUAGUAGAUGCUCUUAUCCAGAGCGAUUUACAAUUAGUGAGUGCAUACAUUUUUCAUACUGGCCCCCCCGUGGGCUGCGUUCCAGGACACAGAUUCAUGCUGGGAGUGAAUACAGGGACUGCCCAUGUGAUAUAAAUUAUAUCUGUAUAUAGGCUGCGUUCCAGGACACAGAUUCAUGCUGGGAGUUAAUCUGACCGGGUGGGGUUGUCGACAAUGCAGCUUUUAAAGGCAAUUUCCGACUGAGCAAACGGCAGCAUAAGAUCCGCGCGAAUGUGGGAACGUUGCCUUUUAAAAGUCGGAUUGAAUCCCGGCUUCAGUCUAGUCAUGGUAAAAACAUUACAUAUUUCUUCCAUUUUAUUUUCUUCCAUUUAGCAGAAGCUUUUAUCCAAAGUGAUUUUCUUCUGGAUGCAUUUCCACAGACGACACAAUAAACAACAAUAUCUAAACACAUUAAAGGGCCAAUCCCAAAGUUGAACCAAUAACAAAGCGACCACCCUUGUUUUGGUAUAAAGCUGAAGGAUGGGCCUGGAGAAAUGUAACCACUCUCACAUUAAUAGUCACAAUUAACCGUCCAUGAUCUCAAGAAUGAUCAUUUUAACCAUGUUUUGGGCUAUACAGUGUGUUUGUUUACAUUUACAAUGUUUCCAAACAUUGGAGGAAAACAAGCUUAUAUUUUGGGUUCUGAUGGGGUGUGACAGUUGAAAUAAUCUCACAAGGCAUUAUAGGUUAAUAGUCUUCAAGAAUCAACAGGGAUAUACAGUAGACUUCAUUUAUAUGUCAAGAAAUUGAUGUUGCAACAGCAGACUGCCCCUUUAAACACCACAGAAUCAUAAAGUAACAUAGAGACAUUUACAUACACCAUUAAAACACUUCCCAGUCACAUAGGCCAGAUAGGCCUCGAGCUUACUUUGUUGUUAAACAACGUCUUUGCUUUACUUUUUAAACUGAUGAGUGAGAUGUGUAAUGGCACAUUUGGAACACUAUUACAUGCUGUACAAGGUCAUUGAGAAGUUCAUCCAGAAUACAACCUGUCCCGCCGCCUUCCUGUUUAAACGAGUAGUACAGCAUCGAAGAAAAAUGCCCUGUGGGCUAUUCUAUUGGGUACAAAAUAAGGCCAUAGAAUCAUCCCACUGGGCAUAGACGUCAGUUCAACGUCUAGUUUUAAUCUAUAUUUGGUUGAGUUUUCAACUAAUGUGAAAUCAACAAAACAUUUCACCAUGUCAUUGGAUUUAGGUCAAAAGUUGAGUGAAAAGAAAUACGAAAUUCCCUUACAUUAAAAACUUUUCUCAAAUCCAAUCAGUUUUCCACGUUGAUUCAACAUCAUCACAUUGAAGAUUUUGGUUGAAAUGAUGUGGAAACCGUUUUUGCCCAGUUUUUGCCCAGUGGGAUUGUGACUUUUUUUUUUUUUUUACUCAGGAGAAGGGCUGGUUUGGAUUGACCUCAACUAAACAAUAUGAGUGUAUUGUUAUGUCAUAAUCUCCCGAGUGGCGCAGUGGUCUAAGGCACUGCAUCGCAGUGCUAGCUGUGCCACUA